UUCUUUCUCAUCGCUGGUUGAUGGAUGACCGGAGCUUGCCACGCUUUCACCACCGGCGGCCUAACAAGAAACGCUAACCCUAAUUCCCCCUUCGCAUCAUAAGCCAAACUUUCCGAGCUACGAAUUACGCUUCGGAGCUGAGAACUUAUCCAUAUCUGUAGAGACGGAGACGAAGACUAGGUUUGCGGGGAUAAGGAGGCGGCGCAACGAUGUCCCCGUGGAACAUACCGCAGUGGGCGAGGAAGAAGCUGCUUCAGUUUAUGUUGAAGAAGAAACUAGGGCAGCUGAUUUUGGGGGAUAUUGAUCUUCAUCAGCUUGAGCUCGGGCAAGGCGCUAUCCAGCUAAAGGACCUCGCCCUUAACGUUGAUUAUCUCAAUGAGCAGUGGGGUGCCCAGUCGUCUGUGAUUAUAAAGGAAGGAUCAAUAGGCUCUCUUUCUGUUAAAUUGUGCCGGAAGGAUAAUGGUUUCGAGAUUGAGAUUGAAGUGGACGAGCUUGAGCUUGUGCUUGGACAAUGUUUAGAGAAUGAAUCAUCUACCGAUGGUGAUAAAUGUCGUGCGACUCAAGAUAAAAUGUCCUUGAUGCAUGGUGAGCCUGGAAAACUAGGCAAUGAUUUCGACCCGGUAGCAAAAUCCGGUUCUGCUGACAUCCAUGAAGGUGUAAAGACGAUCGCGAAAAUGGUUACAUGGUUAUUGACCAGCUUCCAUGUUCAGAUAAAAAACUUGCUGGUUGCAUUUGAACCUUACAAGGAAAAGUAUGAUAAGGAAGUAGGCUGCCGCAAAAUCUUGGUCUUACGCGUAGCUGAAGUGGAAUUUGGGAGGGGUGAUUCUGAAGAUGGUUCUUCAACUUCUAAUGGAACCACUGACGACUUCCUAGGAAUCAGUCAGCUAGCAUACUUCCUAAAAUUUCAAGGAGCGGUACUUGAACUACUGGAGAUGGGUGAUGCCAAUAGUGAAUCUGAACCACUAUCAGCUUCAGUUUUUGGUGAGGUGCUGUCGUCAGACUUUACCUCAAAUCAGACAAUUCCGAUCAUGUUGGGUAAUGAGGACGGAUUUUCUGGGCAAUUGAAGUUGAGUAUCCCCUGGAAUAAUGGUUCCCCAGAUCUCCGCAAAGUGGAUGCUGAUGUUCGUAUUGAUCCUGUGGAAUUAAGGCUUAAGCCUGGUACACUCAAAUGGUUUCUUCAUGCAUGGGAGAGUUUUAAGAUCUUGAACAAGGAUUGUGUUCCCAAUACACAGUUCAAGUCUACGGACUCUGUUUACUUCAAUUCAGCUUCUCAUUUUUAUUCAUCAACACGAAGUUCUUCUUUCAUUCCAGCCGAAAAGUUGCUUUCAGCUUCAGGAAGUUCUUCAUUAGGACAACAGUCAUUCAGUGAUUCUGUUCUUCCUGGAUCGCAUCUUAUACCUGACUGGAUGCCAAAAUCUGUUACAGAUGGUGUGCAAGAUCUUGACCUUGGGGCAAGUGUGGACCAGUUUUUUGAGUGUUUUGAUGGACUUAGAAAUUCACAGUCAGCUUUGGGGAGUAGUGGGAUGUGGGGCUGGACAUGCUCGGUAUUUGGUGCUUUAACUGCAGCUUCUAGCCUUGCUUCUGGUUCUUUCCUCGUUACAUCUGAGAAGCAGCAUAUACAGACCAAUCUCAGAGUCUGUUGGACGGGAAUUUCAAUUAGUUUGUUCUUCCAAGAUGAAGACGAACAAUAUUGCUGUGAAUCAAACAGUGAUCGAAGUGAUAGUGCUUCAGAUGUUCAUCAUGUGACUGCUGAAUGCAAAGAUAUUUCUUUUGUUGUGCAGGUAAGUCCUCAAGAAAUGAGAAUUGAUGGCACUGUGAGAUGUAUCGAGGUAGUUGAGAUUUCAGACAAUGGAAAAGAUGGCAGACACGUGGCUGGGUCUUCUAAUGAUGGGCAUGAUCAGACUCUUCGGAUUCAAAAACUACAAGCUACUUUACAUGGUGCUCUCCCUCAUAUUGGCCCGCCGGAAAAUGCUGCGAAUUCAGAUGAUUGGAAUACACUUGAUGGUUCAGAUAUUCCCCCUGGAAAAACAAAAAUCAAAUUGCUCAGUACAUCUGGCAUCACUCAUUGCCAAUAUGUUGUGAAUUCAGAUCCAUCCAGUCGUGAUGCAAAAAUGCCAGCAGCAUUUUCAUUGACUCUCCCACACUUCACGUUUUGGGUGAACUUGAUAUCAAUAAAGAUGUUAAUGGAUCUUGCGAAGGAUGUCGGAAGCGUUGCUAAUACCAGUCACCAGAAUGAUGGAUUAAAAUCUGCGCAUGAGAAACGUGGCUCUUCAGUUCAUGAAUCGAAAAGAACUGUCGGUGCAUCAUCCUCAGCUCAAAACUGGCAAGGUAAUAUCUCCAUUACCAGUGCCCGGAUAAUACUCUGUUUUCCGUUAGAGGUGGACAAAGGAAUCCAAAGCCGCUGUUCCUGGGAUCAAUUUAUUGCUAUUGAUUUGUCUUCACCAUCUGUUACGGAUGAGUGGAAAGAUCAGGGUCAUGGUCGUGUAGCUGAUUCCAACUCAUGGAAAAGAUAUAUUUCAAGGCCUGCAUGGUCUGUGCACGUGUCUGUUGGUGAUCUAGGGAUUUAUCUGGUCAAUCAGAAUGAUUCUGUAAUUAUACCCCGCAAGAAAUUUUUCGUACAGAAGGUAUUAUCUCUCAGCAAUAGAGCUGGGUGUCUUUCAAAAAUCAGCUUAUUAUGUCAAGAUAGUGUUCUAACUGGUCCUUGGGUUACUGAGAGGGCCAAGUCCAUGGCUACCUCAGAAGAGUCCAGGAUGAGAGAAAACUCUGUAGCUAGAGGGCACGAAUUUGCCACCGUAACUGCUGUGAAAGACAUGGAGGAUAUGAAUUCUCGAACUCGAAGGGACAUGAUACUGACUUCUGCUGUUUUUCUGCAUGUUCAUCUACCCCCUUGCAUUGUUGAUUUGGACAGUUCUCAGUAUCAUACUCUAGUUCAUCUUAUUGGUCAGAUGGUAAAUACCCUAUCACAGGGAGCCUGUGAAGCAAUUAAUCUCGAGGAAAAACCAUCCGUGUCUCAGACAGCAGUCCUAGUAGAGUGUGACUCUCUAGAAGUUUCAAUUAGACUAGAUGCAAGGGAGGAAACAGCAAGUUCCUUACAAAGUGAACUUCCUGGAUCAUGGCUAUAUUUCAAGCUGAAAAUUCGGAAAGUCGAGUUUAUGUCUGUCUCCAAUAUUGGUGGCAUUAAAGAUGCUAAUUUGUUGUGGGUAACCCAUAGAGAAGGUAAACUGUGGGGUUCUGUCACCAAGGUUCCAGGCAAGCUGUUUGUUCUGAUUUCUUGUAGUAACUCUUCCAGGAAACGUGGGGAUGGAAGCGGUUCAAAUGCAUUAUCUUCACGGUGGGCUGGUUCUGAUAUUGUCCACCUAUGUGAUCCAGGGGAUUUGCAUUCAAUUACAUCCAUUACCAUCAGAUGUGCAACCAUUGUGGCAGUUGGUGGACGGUUGGACUGGCUUGAUGCAAUAAUCUCCUUCUUCACUUUGCCCUCUCCUGAAGUUGUGAAAGCAGAUCAUGAAAAUCAGCAGAAGGCUCUCCAUGCCUCGCAUCGAGUGUCUUUCCUUCUUAAGUUGGUUGAUGUUGGUUUAAGUUAUGAGCCCUAUUUGAAGAGUUCACUAUCAGUGGUUCACAGUUCUAUUUCCAGUUCAUCAAAUGCAAAAGAGGAUACUGUUGGGCCAUAUUUUGGUUGUCUACUAGCUGCUUCUUCUUUGAUAAUUUCCAGUACUGCUUUGGAAGAUUCUGUGGACAAAGAUUAUAAAAUAAGAGCACAAGAUCUAGGAUUCCUUCUUUCUAAGGCACUGCAAAAUCCUGGUGCUAUCUACAGUGUGGAUUAUCUUCGUGAGAUGGGAUAUGUUAAAGUUUCUCAAGAAGCGCUUGUAGAAGCCAUUUUGAGAACUAACUGCGAGAAUGGUCUUCAAUGGGAGUUAGAGUGUUCAAAGCUCCAUAUCUGGAUGAACACUUGCCAUGAUACUACUUCAGGCCUGACUCGACUGGCUAGUCAACUGCAGCAACUUUUUGCUCCUGAUUUGGAGGAAUUGGUUGUGCACUUGCAGGCUAGGUGGAAUAAUUUUUGUGUGGACCAAGAGAAGAAUAAGUUCAAUGAGGAAGGUAGGGCUGAAACUCAAGAUUCUACCUUACCAACUUCUGAGGUGCUUACACCUAGUGCUUUCACCAAGAAUGAAGCCUUGGCAGUUGGUUUGAUGGAUGAGAUAUGUGAAGAUGCAUUUUGCUUGGAUGGAGAACAGGACUGUCAACAUGGUUCCAGUGGAUCAAAUUGUCAGUUGCCACCUGGUGAAAGCUUCAUUGCACAGCGUUAUGGAGCUGGUGCUGAAGCUAACGAUACUUGCUUGGAAGGUGCAUCUGGUGAUUGUUCCGUGUCUCUAGUAGGGGCAGAUAGUACGGAAGGAUCAUUUUUGGUGAAUGGUUCUUUACCAGAAUUUAUAGAAAGCUAUUGCAUAUCUGACUUGCGCCCUUUGUCUGGGUUGUCAAUUGGCUGCCAAUCUUCAUCUGAGCAUUUCGGCGACAGGGAUCUUGCACGAGGAAAUAGUGGAUGGUAUGGGGAGGUUCCCUUAAGCAUUGUCGAGGACCACAUUUCUGAUGUUAGUGGGAGUGGUAGCUUGAACCAGUCUCUUGAUGACAGGUUUCCUGGGAGUGCCUCUUCAAUGCCUGAUGAAUCUGUAAAGGCUAUAGGACGUUUACUUCUCAAGGAUAUUAAUGUGAGCUGGAAAAUGUAUGCUGGUACUGACUGGGGUGCAUACAGUAUGAAUGAUGACCCUUCUAAACGUAAUUGUGGAAGGGACACAACUACUUGCCUAGAGGUUUCAUUAUGUGGGAUGGAGCUGCAAUAUGAUUUGUUCCCACUGAGGGGACUAUGUGCAUCUAAGAUGUCACUUUCCAUUCAGGACUUCUAUCUUUAUGACAAGAGCAAAAAUGCACCUUGGAGACUGAUGCUUGGAUAUUACUAUUCGAAAGAUCAUCCUAGGACAUCAUCUGCUAAAGCAUUCAGGUUGGACUUGGAAGCUGUAAGACCAGAUCCACUGAUACCUUUAGAAGAAUACAGGUUACAAAUCUCACUCCUUCCAAUACGAGUGCAUCUUCAUCAAAGCCAGCUGGAUUUUCUUAUUAGCUAUUUUGGUCCCAAAGGAUUGUCGGCUGAUCUGUCUUCAGAUAGUCAACAAAAUUCAGGUUCUGUCGAAUCAUUACCAAUUAGUGGUGCCGACCUUGCUGGUCAUUCCAUUGCACCAGAGGCAUUUCUUCCUUAUUUUCAGGCAAGUACCAUUAAACUGAUACGUUAUUUUUCUGGAAGCUGGAUAUCUAUAUUCUAUUUUAUCUGUUCUUUCGUUCAAAAAUUUGAUAUAUGCCCUAUUCUUCUACGGGUCGAUUACACACCCAGUCGUGUUGAUUUAGCAGCAUUAGGAGGUGGGAAGUAUGUGGAACUUGUGAACCUUGUCCCCUGGAAGGGUGUUGAACUUGAGCUCAAACAUGUCCAUGCAUUUGGAGUCUAUGGUUGGGGCAACAUAUGUGAAACAAUUUUGGGGGAAUGGCUUGAAGAUAUUUCGCAAAAUCAGGUACGCAAAAUCUUGCGAGGUCUUCCUACGAUACGAUCCUUAGUUGCUGUUGGCUCUGGGGCUGCAAAGCUUGUGUCCCUGCCAGUUGAGAGCUAUAAGAAAGAUCAACGAGUAGUCAAGGGAAUGCAAAGAGGUACAGUUGCAUUUCUUAGAAGUAUAUCGCUUGAAGCUGUUGGACUUGGAGUGCAUUUGGCUGCAGGAGCCCAUGAUAUCUUACUCCAAGCCGAGUACAUCCUCACGGCCGUUCCUUCUCGUCAGGUAUCCUCAUCGUCUUCCACCGCACAGGGUAAAAAGAAGUCGAAUGUACGAAGCAAUCAGCCAAAAGAUGCCCAGGAAGGAAUGCAACAGGCAUAUUCGAACCUAAGUGAUGGCCUGGGGAAAUCGGCUUCUGCAUUAGUUCGGACACCGUUGAAAAAAUACCAAUACGGGGCCAGUGCUGGGUCUGCCUUGGCCACUGCAGUACGGGGAAUUCCUGCUGCUGCUAUAGCUCCUGUCUCUGCUUGUGCAAGUGCUGCGCAUUCUGCUCUUCUCGGCCUUAGAAAUAGCCUCGACCCUGAGCACAAGAAAGAAUCAAUGGAGAAAUAUCUAGGACCAACUCAGACACACAACAGAGAUUGAAGGCCAAAUGAUAAGUCACUACGAUGUGCCUGCCCUCGUCUCCUCCUGGGAAUAUAAUCGAUGGUGGUAGAUCUCGAGUGACACCCUGAGAGAAAAAAUCAAAAGUGAAUUGGAACGCAGAGAUCUCUCAACUAAGUUUCGUAUUAACAUCCGAGCUUUUCUGAAGAAGCCGCAAAUGGUUUCGUAGCUUGAGAAUAUCUGUCAGUUCAAGUUCCCGCACCCCGGUUUUCAGGUGUACAGAUGUAUAUAAACCAUCUACCUGCGCAUCCUUUUGCGGCAAACAUAGCAACUCUUGUACAUUCGUUGUAGAUAAAUUCGUGCUUGUUGCACAGGAGGGUGUUCAUUUAUCCAGUUAACCCAUGAAUGUAAUUAUUUUGAAUGCUUGGCAGUCUGUUAUUCUUUCUUUCGUUUUUCGGUUUAAACUACAGGAUUCGAGCAUUGAUUAUUCCGGAAUUGCGAUGUAAAUGGCCUGGAAUGUGUCUGUUCAUUGUACAUAAAGCUGUAGGGAAGAUUGAUCCGUGUGUUUGAUUGGUAAUAGUGUGGAGUAUGUGCAUAUUAUGGGAAUGAGACAGAAACUAAAGGGAAGAUUGAUCUCUUUCUCUUUUUAAACAUACUCAGGUGAAUGAGAUCAAAUCAUGAACAAUAUAUAAGCUCUGGCCUAUUAUCUUUGGU
Messenger RNA from Linum tenue, 6845 nucleotides. The record is from the annotation of a GenBank genome assembly. Lineage: Eukaryota; Viridiplantae; Streptophyta; Magnoliopsida; Malpighiales; Linaceae.